AUGUCUGAAAUUGGAAGAUUUAUCAAAAGUUUUAUAUUGAAAGGGCCUUCUAGAACUGUACCAGUCAAAUCUUCAUUCUCUUCAACAAGCCCUUUAAGUGCAUGGACCACCACAGAAUCCUCAAGCUCCGCCCAUUUAUCGCGUGCUUCCACUUCUUCAAUUUCUCCUCAAUCAUCUGCAGAUUCUGAAACAGAAGAGAGACUUCCCACCUGUUUGGCACCAAGAGCACGCGGCUCAAGCUCCGCCCACUCCUGCUCGGCGGCGACAACGAGUCAGAGCAAUCGUCAGAGUAAAGAGCGAAGAAAUCCGUCAUCUUCAAUUGGUCUCAACGAAAACGAAAUGGGAUCGAAUGAAAAUGGAGCGACGAAUGGGUGUUCGAAUGGUCAACAUGUCCUUUUGAUGGAAAAACAGGAGAAAAUCGAGCCGAAAGUGUUCAAAAAACGUUGGCUGAUUCUGGUAAUUUUUAUGUUUUUAUCCGGUUCAAACGGAGCCCAAUGGAUACAGUAUUCGAUUAUUGCAAAUAUUGUUUCGGAGUAUUAUAAUGUUUCAUUUCAAGCAGUUGAUUGGACAUCGAUGAUCUAUAUGCUCACUUAUAUUUUCUUCUUCAUUCCAGCUGCAUGGCUUCUCGAUAAAUGGGGACUUCGACUAUCUGUUCUUCUCGGAGCACUCGGAAAUUGUGUUGGAGCAUGGAUUAAACUGAUGUCGACACAUCCAGACUCAUUCUGGGUGACAUUCGUGGGUCAAACCAUCGUCGGAGCUUCCCAAAUGUUCACUCUUGGAAUCCCACCCCGAUUGGCUGCUGUCUGGUUUGGACCGGAUGAAGUUUCACGUGCUUGUGCUCUUGGAGUAUUCGGAAAUCAAUUGGGAAUUGCUGUUGGAUUUGUACUACCUCCAAUGAUUGUCUCGAAUGGAACUGUCGAGCAUAUCACCUACGAUUUGACUAAUUUAUUCUUGGGAUCCGCUGUUUUGAAUACUGUAAUUUUGGCUUUGGUUGUUUGUUUCUUCACCGCCCGUCCGUCAGUCCCACCAAGUCUUGCCCAAGUCAAUGCUCUUGAAGAGAAAACAUUCGACAACAACUUCUGGGGAACACUGAGAAAACUGAUGACUUCGCGUGAUUUUGUUAUCCUUUUCGUUACUUAUGGUAUCAACACUGGAGUUUUCUACGCGAUCUCCACUCUUCUUUCCCAAAUGGUUUUGAGUGUCUAUCCGAAUGAAACUGUUGCUGUUGGUCAAGUUGGAUUAGUGAUUGUUGUUGCCGGAAUGGCUGGAUCCGUUGUUGGAGGAUUCAUUUUGGACAAGUUCAAGAGAUUCAAAUUGACGACUAUCAUGAUUUAUCUCUUCUCGUUUAUUGGAAUGUUCUCGUUCACUUUGACUAUUGAUCUGGAUUCCAUGGUUAUUGUUUUCAUUAAUGCUGCGCUUUUGGGAUUCUUCAUGACUGGCUACCUGCCAAUUGGCUUCGAAUUCGCUGCUGAAAUCACUUAUCCGGCGGCAGAGGGAACCACGAGUGGUCUUUUGAAUGCAAGUGCUCAGAUUUUCGGAAUCGCACUCACUUGGCUGAUGGGAAUCGUGAUGCACAAAUUCGGAACGCUCACCAGUAAUAUUAUAAUGAGUAGUUGUCUCAUUGUGGGAACCGUUCUUACUUGCUUCAUCAGAGAAGACCUCAAACGCCAGAAAGCGCAUUCGGUGCAGUGCCAGAUUCCUACAUCGGAAACCCAAUUGACAAGCUGCACAAUUCAACAAAACGAGCACUUUUAA
Caenorhabditis remanei is the source of this 1755-nucleotide messenger RNA. RefSeq lists its product as uncharacterized. Gene Ontology annotation, biological process: heme export; transmembrane transport. Gene Ontology annotation, molecular function: heme binding; heme transmembrane transporter activity. Gene Ontology annotation, cellular component: membrane. The transcript has 14 exons. NCBI's taxonomy places the organism in Eukaryota, Metazoa, Nematoda, Chromadorea, Rhabditida, Rhabditidae. The record is from RefSeq and is a predicted model, not a curated record. The coding region runs from base 1 to 1755 and encodes 584 amino acids.